CAAGGACGGCGAGGGGGAAGUAGACUGACAUGUCGGAACAUCCUGCAGGACCGGCGGGGCCCACCAGGGGGGCGGGGCCCGUCAGGGGGGCGGGGCCCAGUGCGGCGGCGGGGCCCAUGGCGGCGGUGCAGCCCAUCGGGGCGGAGGCCCUGGUGUCCCUGCUGGAGGGCGGGCUGGACCGCGUGGUGCUGAUCGACAGCCGGCCCUUCGUCGACUACAACUCGUCACACAUCCUGGAGGCGGUGAACGUGAACUGCUCCAAGCUGAUGAAGAGGAGGCUGCAGCAGGACAAGGUCCAGAUCGCUGAGCUGCUGCAGCACUCGGCCAAGAAGAAGUUGGAGCUGCAGGGCGAUCAGGACGUGGUGGUUUACGAUCAGAGUUCUUCAGAUCCGUCUUCUCUCAGCUCCGAGUCUUUCCUCAGCGUCCUGCUGGGAAAACUGGAGAGGAGCUUCCCCUCCGUACACCUGCUCUCAGGUGGGUUCUCUGAGUUCUCCCACCUGUUCCCUGGUCUGUGUGAGGGGAAGUCCUCUCUGGUUCCCUCCUGCAUGUCUCAGCCCUGCCUGCCCGUCACCAACGUCGGCCCGACCCGCAUCCUGCCUCACCUGUACCUGGGCUGCCAGAGAGACGUCCUCAACAAGGAUCUGAUGCAGCAGAACGACAUCGUGUACGUCCUGAACGCCAGCAACACGUGCCCCAAACCCGACUUCAUCCCGGAGUCCCACUUCCUCCGAGUUCCCGUCAACGACUCGUUCUGUGAGAAGAUCCUGCCGUGGCUCGACCGCUCCGUGGAGUUCAUAGAGAAGGCGAAGGCGUCCAACGCUCGCGUCCUCGUUCACUGUCUGGCUGGAAUCUCUCGCUCCGCCACCAUCGCCAUCGCCUACAUCAUGAAGAGGAUGGACAUGUCUCUGGACGAGGCGUACAGGUUUGUGAAGGAGAAGAGGCCGACCAUCUCUCCCAACUUUAACUUCCUGGGGCAGCUGCUGGACUUUGAGAAGAAGAUCAAAUGUCCUCUUGGUACCGAAACUAAACUCAAGUCGUUCGGCGGCGAGUUCGUCGCUCAACCCGACGACCCGGAGCCCGCGGGCUGCCCGGAGGCCCCCGGGGGCCCCGGCCCGGCCCUGCUGGAGCCCCUCACGCUGCCCUGCGUGCUGGCCGACGCCCCCGAGGAGCGGCUGCUGGCUCAGGCUCUGAGCGGCCUGCAGCUGGCCGACGGGCCCGAGGACAGCGCCCGGCUGAAGCGCUCCUUCUCUCUGGACAUCAAGUCGUACGGCGAGCCGGGCGGCGGCGCUCCUCACCGCGUGUUCGUUCCUCACGGCGGGGCGGGAGACGCCGCCGAGUUCUUCAAACCGCCUGGCUUCAAGGAGGCGACCAGCAAGCCGUGCCAGUUCUCCCCGGUGGAGGAGGUGUCGGAGCAGUCGACCCCGGAGCAGAGCCCCGACAAGGAGGAGGCCGGCACGCCGAGCCUCGCCAAGCCUGCGCCCGCCGCCGCCGCCGCUCCCAGCUGUUCCCACCCGCUGCACCGGAGCGGCAGCAUGGAGGAGAACGCCACCAGCUUCCUGUUCGGCCUCUCCCGCAGCCAGCAGCACCUGGCCAAACCGGGACCCGGCGGCGCCCUGAAAGGCUGGCACUCGGACAUCCUGCUGGGCCCCGUCACCGUCUCCACCUCCUCUCUGGCCGGCGGCUGGUACCUCUCCUCCGACUCCACGCGCUUCUACUCCACCUCCGCCAUCCUGAGCGCCGGCGGGGGCGGCACCGCCGGCUUCGCGGCGUACAGCUGCAGCCACGGCCUGGAGGCGGUGCGGAGGCGCAGCCGGCAGAGGACGGGCGACCGCGGUGACUCGAGGAGGAGCUGGCACGAGGAGAGCAGCUUCGAGAAGCAGCUGAAGAGACGAAGCUGCCAGAUGGAGUUCGGAGACGGGAUGACGGACAGCCGGUCCAGGGAGGAGAUCGGGAAGGUCGGGAGCCAGUCCAGCUUCUCCGGCAGCAUGGAGAUCAUCGAGGUGUCCUGAUCCUGGUCCUGGUCCUGACCCUAGUCCUGGUCCUAGUCCCGGUCCUGGUCCUGGUCCUGGUCCUAGUCCUGGUCCUGAGGUCUCAGUCAGGACGAGUCUGACUGAAGCAGCUUCGAUUCUUCGGUGUCUCUCAGAUAAAAACUCUUUGAGUGAACUUCAGAGUUUCAGUCCGAGCUGCUUCUUGUUGCUCCGACAACCAGAUCACCAGAUAGAAACCAGAGUUCUGCUUCACAGUGACGCUCUUGUUCUGUCUUAUAAAUCCGGCGUCCUGAUCUAAAACUCCACAGCACCGAGCUGUUGCGUUCACUGCCUGCUUCAAAAGUAACAGUUAAAAAAUGUUUAUCCUUUUUUUUUUUCAAGUUUGGUCUGAUAGCAGCAGAGAGACGGAGUGAAAAACCUGCAGGAACUAAACCUGGGUGGUCUGAGCACCAGGACGGAGAACACCAACCCCAAAAAUCUAAUGAAUCCGUCUGAUCGGAUCAGUCGUUGUUUCAUGUCAGAGGAAACAGCUGAUCAGUCUGUGACUUAAAUGUUCGUUACAUCAGAAGAAGUUUCCUGUUUAAUUAUUUUUCAGAAACAACAAAAACACCUCGAGUGAGGGUAAAAAAUGUUAAUGUCAGUUUUCUUUAGUUUUAUUGAAUGUUGGUGUUUUCCUCACGAGAACCUUUCUGAUCAGACUCUCUCUCUCUGUCCUCUCAGAUAAAGGCACCAAGAACAAAGCAGUAGCAUCAUACUGAUAACACGGUAGAGGUUUUUUAUUAAAACACAAAAGUCUUCGUGACCCACGUCCAGUUGAAUCCGGAAAGACGAAUCUGACACUCAAAACAUUUGUCUUUUUAAAUAUGUUCACUCAUUCAAUUCUGUCAGAAUGAACGCCAGCAAAACUGAAGUGUUUAUUUAUUUUUCAGUGUUACUUGAAACACAAAAUUUUCAAGUCUUUAAAAGUUUUUAAAAAUCUCAAAACCCCCUUUUCGACCAGUGGAAGUUCCCCGUCGGUGCCCAGUUGCAAAACCAGUUUUUGGUAACAUUACGGACGUAUGUUAGUGGGCAAUCACUAGCGUGAUAACGUUAGCAGGCGAAAGUUAGCGGGCAAUCACUAGCUUACUAAUGUUAGCGGGCAAUCACUAGCGUGAUUACAUUAGUGGGCUAAAGUUAGUGGGCGAAAUUUAGCGGGCGAAAGUUAGCGGGCGAUUGCUAGCGUGUGAAUGUUAUUGGCCAAACAUUAGCUUGCUAACACUAGCAUGCGAAAGUUGGCGGGGGAACGUUAGCGGGCGAUCGCUAGCGUGCUAACAUUAGGGGGCGAAAGUUAGCAGGGGAACGUUAGCGGGCGAUCGCCAGCGUGCUAACAUUAGCGGGCGAAAGUUAGCGUACAACGUUAGCGGCCGAACAGUAGCUGGCGAUCGUUAGCGGGCGAACGUUUCCGGGCGUUUGCUAGCGUGCUAACAUUAGCGUGCUAAUGGUCCGAACCAGCCGGGAACUGCUUUGGUUGAAAAGGGGAAACGAGGGGAAGAGUGACUGUUGUUGGGAAGGAGGUGAAAUAACACUUUAAAGUUCUCUAAAAAUCUGACCGGCACAUUUUAAAAGUUUUCUCAACACUCGAGUCUUUACAGACAAACAAACAUGAGUACAGGCUUCUGUCAUCAGACAAAACUGUUCGAUUUAAAUAUUUCUUUCCUUUUCUUAUUUAAUUUGAUUUUGACAGCUUUAGAAUGAAUAGAAUAUUUUUUAUGAUAACUGAAAUAAACUGAUCAUAUCUCGCUGAAUAAUCUCCCGGCACACAGAAAUCUACACAAUCUAGGAGAAAAUGAGUGCCUUUAAAUCCUGGUUGGAGUUUGUUGCUGUGGGAUGGAAGCUCGCCUGUUCACACGUUAAAACUCUGAGACAAAUAAAAGGACGACGGACACAUUUCACUGACGGACUCUCGAGUCUCUGAACGAGUCGUUCGUGGAGGAGAAGCUGAUGAUGAUGAUGAUGAUGAAGAUGAACUCGGCGGUGUCCGGUGACGGAGCAGCUGACUCGCUUCCUGUCGCUCUGUGAGACUCGCGUUGUUCACAGGUAAAAUAAUCUUGCACUACUGGUGUUUGCAGAAUGGAUUUGAUGAUUAAAAGUGUAUAAA
Centropristis striata (black sea bass) is the source of this 4125-nucleotide messenger RNA. It is a transcript of the gene dusp16, whose product is annotated as dual specificity phosphatase 16. Gene Ontology annotation, molecular function: protein tyrosine/threonine phosphatase activity; MAP kinase tyrosine/serine/threonine phosphatase activity. Gene Ontology annotation, biological process: negative regulation of MAPK cascade; protein dephosphorylation. The transcript is spliced from 6 exons. The record is from RefSeq and is a predicted model, not a curated record. The coding region runs from base 30 to 2009 and encodes 659 amino acids. NCBI's taxonomy places the organism in Eukaryota, Metazoa, Chordata, Actinopteri, Perciformes, Serranidae. Gene Ontology annotation, cellular component: cytoplasm; nucleus.